Messenger RNA from Oreochromis aureus, 1521 nucleotides. RefSeq names its product interleukin-1 receptor accessory protein-like. NCBI's taxonomy places the organism in Eukaryota, Metazoa, Chordata, Actinopteri, Cichliformes, Cichlidae. The transcript has 9 exons. Bases 1 to 1521 code for a protein of 506 amino acids. Gene Ontology annotation, biological process: signal transduction. The record is from RefSeq and is a predicted model, not a curated record.
AUGCGCCUUCCUGAGCUGGCGCCUGAGUUAGAGUCCACCCCAGACCGUUUCCUGUGUGUCAUUCACUCUCAGUCUGUCCUCACUUCCCUACAUAAUCUCCCCGGACGACGCCGCAAGUGUGGGCUUCCAGUUGCUGUGGCACCGAUUGAGGACUUGAUCCCUUUGCAGGAGGGGAAGACGUUGGACUGUCCAGACCUGCAGGACGCCACCAAGAUGUCAGAGAGCACGCCAAAGGUCCAAUGGUACUUUGCGAGGCACCUGGUGUGUGGCUGGUAUCCGUUCUGGAACAGCGACAGGGAGCAGAAAGGAAACAGUCUGCAGGUUCACCUCAUGAUGGAACAAUAUCAGGGUUUAUAUUACUGCAGAGUCCAGUACCAGAGGAGGAACCAAACACUCAACUUUACCAGGAGCAUAAACGUCACCGCCAUCUUGCCCCUCUCGCUGCCCAAAGAGCCCAGCAUCAUGAACCCGACAAAUGACCAGAUCUUCACCGUCAAAACAGGCACCGAGGUGCGUCUGGUGUGCAGAGGUCAGCUUCCGUUUGUCCUGGACAAACCCUGGCGGGAGAUCUGGUGGACGGUUGAUGGGAAGACGCUGGACAAACUUCCUGAUCGAUUCAAACAAAUUAACAGGGUGGUGAGAGACCACUUCAGGGACCUGACUAUCGAGAGUAUCCUCGUGAUCCAGGAUUUCCAGUCCCAAGACAUGAAGCGAGAGUUUUACUGCUCCGUGAAGAACGAGCGAGGCUUCGAUACACGCAGAGCUCAGCUGGAGGAGGAAGUGUCGCUGCCCACCGUGGAGCUGGGCUGCGGCCUCGGCGUCACUCUGCUCCUCAUGCUCAUCCUCUUUGUGGUUUAUCACGCCUUCUGGCUGGAGCUGCUGCUGCUCUAUCGCUCCUGGUUCGGCACAGACGAGCGGCACACAGAUGAUAAGGAGUUCGACGUGUACAUUUCCUAUGCGAGGAACAGCGAGGAGGAGCAGUUUGUUCUGUUGACGCUGCGCAGAGUCCUGGAGAACGAGCUCGGGUACUCGGUGUGCAUCUUCGACCGAGACAGCCUGCCCGGUGGGACCAUCACAGAUGAGACUCUGAGUUUCGUGGCUCGCAGCAGGCGCCUCCUGGUGGUUGUCAGCCCCGGCUACGCCUCGCAGGGCUCCCAGGCUCUGCUGGAACUCAAGGCCGGCAUUGACACCAUGGCACUAGCCGGGCACCUGCGGGUGAUCCUGGUCCAGUACAAGCCGGUCCGGAGGAAGGGUUGGGUCAGGGAGCUGAGGCGGGCCCGGGUGGCCCUGGCGCUGGUUCGAUGGCAGGGGGACAAGUCCAGAGAGCUGUCGUCACGCUUCUGGAAGAGGCUGAGGGUGGAGUUGCCCGUGAGGAGGGUUAGCAGCCGAGGGGAGGACGAAGAAGAGAGCAAGGAGGUGGCGCUGAUGAGACUUCACAGUCAGAACAGUACAAACUCCCAAACGGGCUCAUCAGCAACACCAUCAAAGACCACCAUGAAAGUCCUGAACUCUGCAGCGUAA